AUUAUCGAUUGGGCUCGGUGGAGGGAGGAAGGGAGGGAGGGAGGGGGAGGGCUCCCUUCCUCGCAUAUGCAGCAGUAUCAGGCCUCCCCCCCCCCGCCCAAGCCUGGCUCCUGUCCACUGGUGUAAUUCAGGGCAGCCCCAAGUCCCGCUCUGCCCUGAGCCGUCCCUUUAAUUUCUGCACUUUCCUCCGAGUGGGUGAGGAAGGCCGGGACGGGGGUAUCCUUCCCCCGGCGCCCACAGCACCCGUCUGCGACAGAGAACCUUAGGCCGGGGCCCUCAGAACUGAAGCGACUCAUCCCCGGUCACAGGCCGUCGGGCCCCAGAGGCACACUGAGGCCUGCUCUCUGAGACUCUGGCCCCUGCCUUCCUGCCUCCUGGGAGCCCAGGCCUUCCUUUGAGGAGCCUCCUGGCGGCAGCUCGGUUCAGGGGUGUCUCUUGCAGGACCAUCCCCACAACCUGCCUCAGAACCUCCCUGACACUGCCUUCCCCCUGCCCAGCCCCUUCGAUGCCUGCGUCCACUUAGGCAGAAGUCCUCGCUUCUGCAGGCCUCAGUUUCCCCCUCUGUAGGCAGAGGGCCUGAGUGUGAGUUCUGAUUCCAUCACAGGAACCCUCAGGGAUGGGGUUUCCCCUCAGUUUCUCACCCUGUAAAAUGGGGAGAUGAACGCUUGCCCCUUGGGGCCCAGAAGGCCUAUUUGACCUUGGGUUUCUGUUCUAGCUUGAAUGACUUGGCUGUGCUGCUCGGUGGGUGGUGCUCAGAGGGCCCCUGGCCAAGAGAAAGUCCUGAGCGCCCUAGAGCCAAGGCUGAACUGCAGGCAUUUUCUGGGCCAGGCCUGGUCCUCCCUCUGGUGCUUCCCCCCAAGCAAACUUCAGGGUCCUGCACUCGCCCUGCUCCCUUUGCUUGUGCUCCCCCCAUCCGUGCUCCCUCCGCCCAUGCUCCCCCUGUUCUGGUACCUCAGAAAGGGAUGAGCAGGGACGUCUCUGGGAUGGGGGAGAGACUGGCUCAGGGCUGGCAGGAACGGCCUCCUUGGAUCGUGUACAUCCCUGGUGAGGGCCCAGCCCUGGCGGAGGCUCCCGGGGGGGGGGUAAGGGGGUGAGAACACCCAAUUCAGACACAGGAGCCCUCAAGGGGCACAGCCUCUUCCCUGUCCCUCUUUCCCCCUCUGUAGACAAGGGUCUGGCCUCGAUGGCCUCUGAGGCCCUUUGGGCUCUAGAUCUGGGGUCCCCCUGCCUUCCCCUCUGACUCAGAACUCUUAGCCCAGCUCGCUGCCUUCUCCCCCCCAGCUCCCCAUGGGGGGGUUGGGGGGUGUCCUGCACUUGGUCAACGUUCCCUCCUUUCCUGGGCCCGCGGAACUCCCCCCAGUGCCCUGUACCUCUGCUUGCCACUUAGCAUAUCGAGGAGGGGGCUGGGAACCCCACUGCCCCACAGACCGGACCCAGGGCUCCCUCCCGGCUGGGGGGGCCCAGGGGAAGGGAGACAGGGGCCCCUCCCCCGUGGGAGUUCCCCCAAGGCUUUCAGGGGGAAAGGGGUGGGGGCGGUGAAAGCCGAUCCGGCCAGAGGGUGUGGCCCCAAAGCCAGGGAGGGAUAAAAGCUGGAGAGCGGAGCCCGGGCAGAGACCCACGGGAGGAAGGACCCAGGCCUUGCCCCCAGCCGGCAUCGGUGACCCCAAAGUGGCUGCUUCAGACCCCCACAACAUGGCUCUCCCCAAGACCUUGCUCCUGCCCCUGCUGCUCCUGGUGGCCGUGGGGGCCCGGGGCCAGGAGGCCAGGGUCCCGGGCUGCUACCUGCACCCCAUCAACGUGACCGUGCGGAGCGAGCGCCAGGGCCCCUGCCGGGGCUCCCACGUGGCUCAGGCCUGCGUGGGCUACUGCGAGUCCAGCGCCUUCCCCUCCCGCCACUCGGUGCGGGCAGCCAGCGGCUUCCAGCACAACAUCACCUCCGUGUCCCGGUGCUGCACCAUCAGCCGCCUGCAGAAGGUGAAGGUGGAGCUGCAGUGCCCCGGGGGCCGACAGGAGCAACUGGAGAUCUUCACGGCCCGGGCCUGCCAGUGCGACAUGUGCCGCCUGUCCCGCUACUGAGGGGUCCGGGGGCGGAGGCCAGAGGGCUCUGGCCCAGGAUGCCUGGGUCCGAGGAGGCCCCCCAGCUCUGGCACCUCCUGAAGCCCCGCCAGCUGUGACCCCCCC
Molecule: messenger RNA, 2181 nt
Organism: Sarcophilus harrisii (Tasmanian devil)
Lineage: Eukaryota; Metazoa; Chordata; Mammalia; Dasyuromorphia; Dasyuridae
Gene: GPHA2
Product: glycoprotein hormone subunit alpha 2
Exons: 4
Coding region: 1693-2076 (127 amino acids)
Biological process (GO): cell surface receptor signaling pathway
Cellular component (GO): extracellular region
Molecular function (GO): hormone activity; hormone receptor binding
Source: RefSeq, a predicted model, not a curated record